This is a messenger RNA of Protopterus annectens (West African lungfish), 2147 nucleotides long. Its product is annotated as alpha-2,8-sialyltransferase 8F-like. The record is from RefSeq and is a predicted model, not a curated record. The transcript has 8 exons. Gene Ontology annotation, biological process: N-glycan processing; oligosaccharide metabolic process. Gene Ontology annotation, molecular function: alpha-N-acetylneuraminate alpha-2,8-sialyltransferase activity. Lineage: Eukaryota; Metazoa; Chordata; Ceratodontiformes; Protopteridae. The coding region runs from base 115 to 1278 and encodes 387 amino acids.
AAGCUACAAAUUCUUGGUGAGAAGAUGACAUUCUAGGUUGUCAACAAUUGACCUUAUUUGGAUAUACAACAUGAUAGUUCAUGGAUCACCGCUCAUUGUAGGAAGAGUGACAAGAUGACCUUGCAUUCACAUUUUGCAUGUUGCAGAAUAAGGAAGAUCAUUUAUCUAAUUUGUUUGCUUAUUCCAUUUACUUUUGUUUACAUAAUGUAUGGCUUUCUAAGCCAUACAGUACUCAGGUUUAAAAUUACAAAUGUGAAUUCUACAAAAGAACAGAAGUUGACAGGAAUGAGCCAAGUGCAAAUACCUUGCAGCUUUAUAUCUACAAGUCUGGAUUCAAGUAUAGUAGAGAAGACAAAAGCCAGCGAAAGCAUACAUCCUGAGGUAUUGAAGCUUGUUGAAGACAUACAGAGAUGUAUAUGGGCAAAGGAAGUCAAAACCUAUACAAACAUCAGGUCAGAGCUCAGACAAUGCUGUGAUGCUUUCAAUCUUUCAGUCACGUCACAACAAAAUACCCUUGAAGGGUCAAGUAUCCCAUAUGAUGGACAGCCUAAUAAAAAAGUUAAGAUCACAAAACAUAUUUUUCAAAUGCUGCCUAAGACAUCACCAUUUAAAAGCAAGAAUUACAAACUCUGUGCAGUGGUUGGAAACAGUGGAUUCUUAUUCAACAGCAGCUGUGGAGCAGACAUAGAUAAAGCAGAUUUUGUUUUUCGUUGCAAUCUACCUGGAAUUUCAGCAAAAUAUAAAGCAGAUGUUGGAAACAAGACUGACCUGGUAACUGCCAAUCCUAGCAUCUUCAAAUCAAAAUAUGCCAAUCUUGAUGAAAGCAGAAAGCCAUUUGCUGACGCAGUGACUGUUUUUGGAGAAGCGCUUCUUCUUAUGACUCCUUUUACUUAUCAAUCCAAUGAAAUAUCUGCGUACAGAGCAUACUUUACCUUAAAGGAUUUUCAGAGCAAGUUAACGCCUGUUUUUCUGAACUCCAGCUAUUUAAAAAAUUUGGUCAGGUUUUGGGAAAAUAGAAGAAUAAGGGAGCAUCGGUUAAGUACUGGCCUGCUUCUGCAAAGUAUGGCCAUAGAACUGUGUGAUGAGGUGCAUCUUUAUGGAUUCUGGCCAUUCAAAACUGAUGCUACUGGCAGGAAUGUUAGCUAUCACUAUUAUGAUGAAGUUGAAGUUGAUCACAGUGUUCAUGUCCAGUUAUAUGAGUUUUUGUCACAUCUAAAGCUGCACACCCAAGGGGUGAUCAGGAUACAGUUGGGGACCUGUGCCAAGUACAAUGAGUAAAAGAAGAGUUUUUGUAAUGAGUUUAUAAUGUGUGUGUGGCUUGUCUUAGCAGUAUGAUAUACUUAUGUCUGGCAAUGAAUGUGCAUAGUAUUUUAACUUUGCUCAGGUAAUGUUAAGGUAGUUGUUCUCUCUGCCAAUAAACCUGAAGCAAUUGCCGAAAUAAGGACCAGGCAAUAAACUGCUGUUUAAGAAAGACUUACUGCUUUCUCUGGCUUUAGUUUUAAUUAUCAAUUGUGCCCAUCAGAAGAUAGUAGAUUUUCUUCUACCAUGGCAUAUUAAUUAUGUUUUCUUUUCUGCGUGGCAUUUUGACAAAAGCCAUACAAGUAAUGAUUUUUAUACUUUAUGACGCACAUGGUCCAAUUAAUAGGACCUGCAUUUUGGGGUGGUUGAAUGCUACAGUCCUAACGUAGAGAGCAGCAACUUUUUUAACCUUUCUUACAAGAUCAUACUUCAUGUUUGCUUGUUUUAAUAUAAUGAGGCUUUAGUCUCAUUGAAUGUUAACAUUAUUUAUAUAUUGUAUUGAUUUUUUCGAAAAAAUUGCAAACUAAUUUUCAAUUUUUUGUUGACUGUUGCAUGUUGAAGAAUUUACCUUGCCAAAUAUGAUUUUCUUAGUUACCAUAAUACCUACCUACUGUCUUCAUAAUAUGGAUUCUGCCUUGCAAUAGCCAGUCUUACCAUAACAUUAAAAUUGUAUAGCCAUUUUUUUGAGUUAGGACUCAACUGGGACAUAUUCUCAGCUCUUGAAAAAUAUCUCAAUUUAAAAUAAAAAGUUCCAACUUAUAUUUCAUAUAUACCAAUUUGAGAAGGAUAACAACAUUUGAAGAUGACCCGCAUGGAUUCAUUGCAAUCAUUAAAACAGUGCAGAUGUC